Gordionus sp. m RMFG-2023 is the source of this 716-nucleotide messenger RNA. RefSeq lists its product as uncharacterized. The coding region runs from base 1 to 639 and encodes 212 amino acids. The record is from RefSeq and is a predicted model, not a curated record. The transcript is spliced from 2 exons. NCBI's taxonomy places the organism in Eukaryota, Metazoa, Nematomorpha, Gordioida, Chordodea, Parachordodidae.
AUGGGAAACAUAUGUUCUUGUUUUAAGAAGAAAUCUAAAAAAAUUCCUGAAAAAAAGCGCACACCACCGCCAGCCCCUCCUUUACCACCUAAACAACCAUCUCCUGUAAUCAAACAACCUUCACCUGAUUCGUCUAUGACUAAAAGCGAUGAUACAAGCAGCCCGGCACAGAAUUCAUCCAAAUCCUCAGUUUCCGUUAGCAAGGUUAGAUAUUCCCCACAGCCCACGUACAGACCCGUCAUAGUACCUAAGGCCAUUCCUACGCGUUAUGAUCCCAAAGGUAAUCCUAUUCCGCCGGAUCACAGUUGCAUAGUGGGUCCACGUAAAAUUCCGUACCAGCAUAAGGUGAUGGAAAGUGAGAAGGCCGCCGAUUAUAAUUACAAAUGGAAGAAAGAAACUACUCAUGUUCAAGGAGGUGGUUCAGGUACAGACGGGAGCGGAGGAGUAUCCACGUACUAUUUAGAUUGGAGCAAAAAGAAAAAUGGGCCUAACACCGAGGAAGAUAAAAAUGCAGCAAUUAAAACUAAACCUGAACAUACUUUACCUGGACCAGAACCUCCGCCUCCGGCAACAAUUAAAAUUAAAAAUGAGAAGGAAAAAACUGCACCAGGUCGGGAACUAUCCCCCAAGAAGAAUUAAUACUUCCAAAAUUAGUAUUACCAGAAUUAGAAAAGAAAGAAACAUCAAUUGUAAAACCUUUAAGUUUUCUUACAUUA